Molecule: messenger RNA, 3195 nt
Organism: Perognathus longimembris pacificus (Pacific pocket mouse)
Lineage: Eukaryota; Metazoa; Chordata; Mammalia; Rodentia; Heteromyidae
Gene: Lgi2
Product: leucine rich repeat LGI family member 2
Exons: 8
Coding region: 1-1644 (547 amino acids)
Biological process (GO): inhibitory synapse assembly
Molecular function (GO): protein binding
Source: RefSeq, a predicted model, not a curated record
AUGGCGCGGCGGACGGGCGGCGGCGGCGGCGGGGCGCUGGGGCUGCUGCUGCUGCUGCUGGGCGCCGCGUGCCUGGUGCCCCGGAGCGCGCAGGUGAGGCGCCUGGCGCGCUGCCCCGCCACUUGCAGCUGCACGAAGGAGUCCAUCAUCUGCGUGGGCUCCUCCUGGGUGCCCAGGAUCGUGCCCGGCGCCAUCAGCUCCCUGAGCCUAGUAAAUGGAACUUUUUCGGAAAUCAAGGACCGCAUGUUUUCCCAUCUGCCUUCCUUGCAGCUGCUGUUGCUGAAUUCAAACUCAUUCACAGUGAUCCGGGAUGAUGCCUUUGCGGGACUUUUUCAUCUGGAAUACCUGUUCAUUGAAGGGAACAAAAUAGAAACUAUUUCCAGAAAUGCCUUCCGUGGCCUGCGGGACCUGACUCACCUUUCUUUGGCCAAUAACCACAUUAAAGCACUACCAAGGGAUGUCUUCAGUGACUUAGACUCUCUGAUUGAACUAGAUUUAAGGGGUAAUAAAUUUGAGUGUGACUGCAAAGCCAAGUGGUUGUAUCUGUGGUUGAAGAUGACCAAUUCCACAGUGUCAGAUGUGCUGUGCAUUGGCCCGCCAGAGUAUCAGGAGAAGAAACUGAAUGACGUGAGCAGCUUUGACUACGAGUGCACAACGACAGAUUUCGUUGUCCAUCAGACUCUACCCUACCAGUCGGUGUCUGUGGAUACGUUCAACUCCAAGAACGACGUAUACGUGGCCAUUGCGCAGCCCAGCAUGGAAAACUGCAUGGUGCUAGAGUGGGACCACAUUGAAAUGAACUUCAGGAGCUAUGACAACAUCACAGGCCAGUCCAUUGUGGGCUGCAAGGCCAUUCUCAUCGACGACCAAGUGUUCGUGGUGGUGGCUCAGCUCUUCGGCGGCUCUCACAUUUACAAAUACGAUGACAGCUGGACCAAGUUUGUCAAAUUCCAAGACAUAGAAGUCUCACGCAUCUCCAAGCCCAACGACAUCGAGCUCUUUCAGAUAGACGACGAGACGUUCUUCAUCAUCGCCGACAGUUCUAAGGCCGGCCUGUCCACGGUGUACAAAUGGAACGGCAAAGGCUUCUAUUCGUACCAGUCUCUGCAUGAGUGGUUCAGGGACACGGAUGCAGAGUUUGUGGAUAUUGAAGGGAAAUCGCAUCUCAUCUUGUCCAGCCGCUCGCAGGUCCCCAUCAUCCUGCAGUGGAAUAAAAGCUCUAAGAAGUUUGUCCCCCACGGUGACAUCCCCAACAUGGAGGACGUGCUGGCUGUGAAGAGCUUCCGGAUGCAGAACACCCUGUACCUUUCUCUCACUCGCUUCAUCGGGGACUCCCGGGUCAUGCGGUGGAACAGUAAGCAAUUCGUGGAGGUCCAGGCGCUUCCAUCGCGGGGCGCCAUGACACUGCAGCCCUUUUCUUUUAAAGAUAACCAUUACCUGGCCCUGGGGAGCGACUACACAUUCUCACAGAUCUACCAGUGGGAUAAAGAGAAGCAGCUAUUUAAAAAGUUUAAAGAAAUCUAUGUGCAGGCGCCCCGUUCCUUCACAGCUGUCUCUACUGACAGGAGAGAUUUCUUUUUUGCAUCCAGUUUUAAAGGGAAAACAAAGAUUUUCGAACAUAUCAUUGUUGACUUAAGUUUGUGAAGGCGUGAUGGGUGCAUUUAGAUGACAUAGAGCAUUAGCAGUCACAGGAGAGAGGACCAAGAGGAAACACAAGAAGAUAAUGAAAUAAAACAAGCCAAGCUCAACAGCUCUGAAAUUAACUUUUUUUUAAAGGCACUUGGGGGGGAGGGGAUAGUUAGAAGUUUGCAAACUUUUAGAUCUCACAUUUUAAUCAGGGAUUAUUGCAUUUAUGGGCUUAACUGCAUGACAUGUCCCUACCAUUUCAAAAAGACAUCUUCAAGCCUGUAAUGUGAGGGAAGAGGGCAGCGUUAAUUCUUCUCACCACCUAGGAAGUAAUGUGCUUUGGCUUUCUGUUUAAUGAGGAAGGAGAACCAUUGGAUAAGAUGGGACAGUGAACAAAGUUAAAAACCAAGCCCAAAUCUCCCACACCUAUGGGCCCUUCCCAUUCUGUUCUCAAAGUCUUAUGGGUAAAAACAGUUAAAGCCAAAGUCAGCUAAAACCAUUGGCUGAUGAUUAGUUGGAAAGUCUUAGAACACUCAGCAAUGCUAUUUUGAGCCAUCCUAGUUUCCUGAAAGUAGCACUCAGUCUUCCAGAAUCAUCUUUAAAAGAGGACCUUGGUUGUUUCAUUGGCUCCUGGGUGGAUGCUCGUUAGGGGUGUGCUAAGAGUUUGACAUGGGUCCCUCUGUCACGGAGAAAAUAUUCUGUCCAUACAUGUCCGGGCCAACCUGGGCUAUGGGGUCAGCAGUGAGACAAAGGGCCGUUUCCCUGUUCUUUGGGGUUCAAAGCUGACCCUCGUGGCGGGCAGAGCAAUAAUGCUUGUUUGAUGCGCUCCAUGGCUCAUCUGCUUCUCCGAACCCAUCCUUUGAGUUUGUAUGUAACCAGCAGACAGGCCAAAGACUGAAUGGUGCUUUUUAUCUAUCCUUUGGAGGGAUGGAACAGGUGUUUCCAUCCCAUGUGUAUUUGGUAGGGUUUUGAAGUGAGAUUUGAGAGUCGAAGGGGACCUUACUCAGAUCUCCAUGUGCUUUGAAACCCAGAGGGGGCCCUUUGAUGGAUGCAUGCCUUUGCCCUCUGCACAACUUAAUAUAUCAAGUCACUGAAUAGCAACCUGCCUACCUGCCCACCUGCCAACCUCCCGCCUCCUCGAACAGCCCUGCUUUGUGGAGCUGCUGGUGUGGGCGGCGGCUCGUGCAGCCUCUAUGGAAGUUGCUCUGCACACAAAAUCACAGCUGGGGACACCCGUGAUGGGGACACGCCUUCCCUUCCCAGCACUUUAACUAAGGAUGCCAGGGUGCACACACUCACCACAGAGGGCCAGGGUGCACACACUCACAGACAUGAGUGAGGGCAGGCCAUCCAGUAGAAGCAGAGUUCCCCAGGGGACACCCACUGGAGCCAGAUAAGUUUCACCCUCUGGGGCAGGUCUAUAUGGGGGAGCGGGUGACCUCUUACAACAUGGUCCUGAAUGAGGGUGAUAGGGAAAUCAUGGAACCUGGUUUUGUGGAUGGUUCUUUAGUGAUGUUCUGCCUAGAUAGCUCGUUCACAGUAUGAAGCGACUGUGUCAGGGGUAGAGUU